Pollicipes pollicipes is the source of this 1406-nucleotide messenger RNA. RefSeq names its product transmembrane emp24 domain-containing protein bai. The record is from RefSeq and is a predicted model, not a curated record. The transcript is spliced from 5 exons. Bases 217 to 840 code for a protein of 207 amino acids. NCBI's taxonomy places the organism in Eukaryota, Metazoa, Arthropoda, Thecostraca, Pollicipedomorpha, Pollicipedidae.
UGGCAGUGGCGCUACCGGUGGAGUGAAAGUUGUUUGCAUGGGUUGCAGCUGCUUGUUUGCAGGGUUUUCUGGGGUUGAUUCGUGGCCGUGUGAUAAUCCGUCGUCAAAAAUCGGGAUGUUAAGUCGCCUUUAGUCUAUUUUGUGUACCCGAGACCCAGAUACUGCAGUUAACCCACCAGCUGAAUCUUAUUGUGAACAGUUUGUUGGACGCCAGAUAUGCGGUCGCUACUAGAAGCGGUGCUUUUGGUUCUGAGUGGACUGCUAUGUGUUGAGGGCAUCAUGUUCCAACUGAAUCCAAAUAACCACAAAUGUCUAGUUGAGAAGGUCCAUGCCAAGACGCUGGUGACUGGGGAGUAUGAAAUUUCAGAGUUUCCUGGACAAGUUGUGGACUUCCAGGUGGUGGACCAAAAUGGCCAUGUAUUGGCCAACAGAGCAGAUGCAAAGGGGCAUGGAAAGUUUGCCUUCACCACAGACAAGGACACUACAUAUCAGAUAUGUUUUGCAUCAAGGGUCCAUGCAGGUCAAUCUGCCAUGGUCCAUGAAGUCACGCUGAAUACCAAGCAUGGUGUUGAAGCCAAGAGCUAUGAAGGGCUGGCUGAAGCAGCCAAGUUGAAGCCACUGGAGAUGCAGCUGAAGAAGCUCGAGGACAUGUCAGAGGCAAUCGUGCAGAACUUCGCCUACAUGCGUGAUCGGGAGGAGCAGAUGCGUGACACCAACGAGUCGACCAGCUCCCGGGUGCUGUACUUCAGCGUGUUCGGCAUGAGCUGCCUGCUCGGCCUGGCCACGUGGCAGGUGCUCUACCUGCGCCGCUACUUCAAGGCCAAGAAACUCAUCGACUAGCCGGCCGGACGACAGUCGCGGUGGAGGAUCUCCGGGGGAGAGAAAUAGCGGGAGGGGAGGGGCGGCAUCCUCACACAGAAGACUGGGGAUGGGCCUCAGUCGGCACUCAGUGUCACGCCAUGUUAGAACAUUGUGACCCGGGUGGCAGAAACAGCCGUUCGUCGGAGCUGUGGCCAGCGCUGGCUCCACACGUCGAUUGAAGCGGGGGUUGGGUUCGCCUACAGGCCCGUGUAGAGCGCGGUCCAUGCCGGUGCUCCCUCACCACGCCGACGUGUUCACAAAGUCCGCUUUUAAGGAUCGGCCGGACCGCGCGCCGAAUCGUCUGGGGUGCGAGGCCGGCGCCGGGGGAGGUAAGGGUGGAGGUCGUGUACUGAUUGGAGUGACGUGGUCACCCGCCCGCGGGAACUGUAGGGUUGUGAGGACGAACGUCAUGCUACUGGGCGGUGCAAUGGAAAUGGCCUCGCUACUGGCUGUUUUCUAUGCUGACUGGUUGCCGUAUUGUGACGGCCGGUAUGCCUUCAGUGCGGCACCCCUAUCGAAAUGAAAAUAAAUGCUCUCGACGGAUG